Molecule: messenger RNA, 1113 nt
Organism: Capsicum annuum
Lineage: Eukaryota; Viridiplantae; Streptophyta; Magnoliopsida; Solanales; Solanaceae
Exons: 2
Coding region: 160-702 (180 amino acids)
Source: RefSeq, a predicted model, not a curated record
UUUGAACUUAUAAAUCCCAUAAAUAUUUGCCCCCUUUUAUCCAAUUGAUAACUCAAAUUGCUACUCCAGUAGUUAGGGUACCGCCAGCGCCAUUUCAAACGGCGCUACGGCGGACUGUAAAUUCACAUUUUUGGUUUGAAUUUCUAUAAUAUUCUGUCUAUGGCGUCAGUGAAUUGGGAAGACGAAGACGAAUUUGAGGUGGUUAACGAGGAUGGGUUCGUCUACAAGCGUCGAAAAAGGUAUCAUCUUGAUCCAACUGCUUCCAUUGCUCAGAAGCAAAAAGAUCCGGUCGUUGAGGAGAAAAAUCGACUGUUAAGGAAGAAAAAGGUGCUCAUGAAAAUCAAAGAUAAAUACCAAAACGAGAUUAAUCAGUGGGAACUUUUAUCAAAUACAUUGAAGGAAAUGCAGCAGCAAAAUCAGCCAAAACAUCAGGAUAGCUGUGCCACUACUGCAUUAAUCGACUCGGGUGACCCGUUGGUUGUGUCAUCGGAUCCGACUUGCCGGCCUCUUGUUGAUCAGCUUCUUGUUCAGGACUUUGGCAGACCUUCAACAAAGACCACGCUAAUAAAAGUCCAAGCUUGGAAGGGUACGUCUAGGGGUUGUAAUGGUCCAGGACUGGCUACAGUUUCAGGCUUGCACCUCUGGCAGAUGUCACAAGAUGAAGCAUACUCUUGCACCUCCUUCUUCAUGCGAGGCCAAUAGAAAUAUAGUUGCAUCCUUUCAGAGUCCCUUGCCGGCCAGAGUGAUCUCCCAGGGAAGUAGCACGCAAAAUGUCUAAUAUAUGUUGCCUCAAGGCUGUCACAUUACCGGCUUACCCACAUAUACCUUGCCUUUAUAUCUCAGUAUCCCCUGGUUUAAGGUAUAGUAAUGGUGUGCACUAGGAUCAAUUGUCAACUCAGUAAUGAGCUUCUGAGCUUUUUCAUCUCCAUCAUAGCUCUUUCCACCUCCUGCAUCCACACCGGUAGAACUGUAGUUAUGCUCAUAGCUUGCCCUUCCUCUGCCCUUUUGGAUAAGGCAUCAACUACCGUAUUCUCAGACCCCUACUUAUACUGUGUAUAUAAUCCAACUUCAACAGUUUGGUCAGACUCUUCUGCUGCAGGCUGUGGUGAUUAA